This is a messenger RNA of Sesamum indicum (sesame), 1757 nucleotides long. The record is from RefSeq and is a predicted model, not a curated record. NCBI's taxonomy places the organism in Eukaryota, Viridiplantae, Streptophyta, Magnoliopsida, Lamiales, Pedaliaceae.
CAGCCUCUCACAUCCUUCCCCUUUCAACUGUCAAGACACUUUUCCUCUCUCCCUCACUUCAUUCCCCUUUCAACCGUCAAGACACUUUUCCUCUCUCCCUCACUUCAUUCUCCACUGCACAUGAGAUAAAAAAACCCUGAGAAUUUCUUGCAAAUUCACCAGCCAUGAAGCAAUUGCACAAGCAAUCAACAAUGCCUAUCUCCCACACCCCCAAACUCUACUCCCCAAAGUCCCAGAAACACAUCAGAUCCCUCCCCAGAUCCCUCACCUACCUCCUCAGAGAGCAGCGCCUUCUCUUCAUCUUCGUCGGCGUUUUAAUCGGCUCCAUUUUCUUCCUUCUCCAGCCUUCCGUCAACCCUCUCUCUUCCGCCACCCCUUCCGCCGAUCAACCUCCCCGCAUUUUCUCUGCCAACCGCGAAUCCUCAGUUCGUUAUCAGGAUCCCAAUUAUGAGCAUAAUUUGGGCACUCGUAAUAAUUAUAGGUACGCUAGUGGGGUGGGGAGAAUUCCGGUGGGGAUAGGGAGGAAGAGGAAUAGGAUUGUUGUUACCGGCGGGGCGGGGUUCGUCGGGUUUGAUUUGGUGGAUAAGCUGAUUGCCAGAGGGGAUGAUGUGAUUGUCGUUGAUAAUUUUUUUACUGGGAGGAAGGAUAAUUUGGUGCAUUUGUUUGGAAAUCCUAGGUUUGAAUUGAUUAGGCAUGAUGUUGUUGAACCGAUUUUGUUGGAGGUGGAUCAGAUCUACCAUUUGGCUUGCCCCGCCUCUCCAGUGCAUUAUAAGUAUAAUCCUGUCAAGACUAUCAAGACAAAUGUGAUGGGUACACUUAAUAUGUUGGGCCUUGCAAAGAGAAUUGGGGCCAAGUUCCUUCUCACUAGUACAAGUGAGGUAUAUGGAGAUCCUCUUGAGCAUCCACAAAAGGAGACGUACUGGGGACAUGUAAACCCAAUUGGGGUACGGAGUUGCUAUGACGAAGGGAAACGAACAGCUGAAACCUUAACUAUGGACUAUCAUCGUGGUGCAGGUGUUGAGGUGCGCAUUGCACGUAUUUUUAAUACAUAUGGGCCUCGUAUGUGUCUAGAUGAUGGUCGUGUCGUCAGUAACUUUGUUUCACAGGCUAUAAGGAAACAACCAAUGUCAGUGUAUGGAGACGGGAAACAAACACGAAGCUUCCAAUAUGUGUCUGACUUGGUUGAUGGGUUGGUGGCGUUGAUGGAAGGUGAGCAUGUGGGCCCAUUCAACUUGGGUAACCCAGGAGAAUUCACGAUGUUAGAGCUUGCUGAGGUCGUCAAAGAAACUAUCGACCCUAGUGCAACGAUUGAAUUCAAACCAAACACUGAUGACGAUCCUCAUAAGAGGAAGCCAGAUAUCAGUAAAGCAAAGGAGCUUCUCAACUGGGAGCCCAAGAUUUCCUUGCGUGAGGGUUUGCCUCUAAUGGUCAAUGAUUUCCGAAACCGUAUCUUGAAUGAAGAUGAAGGAAAAGGAAACUAAUAAAUCCGGAGGAAAUAGUAUGUAUAGAAUGAAAGCAUCUUCUGCAUGUUAGUCAUUCCACUUGCUAUACUGCAUCGAUAUCUUUAUUUAAUUCUUUUCUAUAACUGAAAAAAUCUACAAAAUACAUCAGAUCAUUACAAGUUACCAACUCUUUUUCCAUUUCAAGAAUUUUUGUAAGAUUGGCUUAAGCUUCUUCACAUGAAAAUACAGUUAUGCUCAUUUGUGUAAUGACAUUUAUAUCACUUGGGGGAUACAAGUCUCGGACCAUGAAUCCAA